AGUUACCCCUGUUUCUAAACCCAAGUCUAUAUUUGACCACCUUGGAUUGGUGAAGAAACCCUCUGAAUUGGGGAGUCCUACAACAGAACAGCCUAGAUCACAACCAGGACCUCUCAGUAAGAAGACCUCUGAGGAAGAUGCAACUGAGAGUUCUGGUGAAGUUGUUCAUGGUGUUAUUGAAGAAUUAGUUGAUACAGUCUUCCCAGCUGAAGCAGCAGCCCAGGAUGCCCUUACUGUCAUCUUGGACACUGUUGAUAGUACAGUCAGUAGGAAGUCAGUAAGUUCACCAGUCAACAUGGUCAAGGAUAGCAAGCCUGUUGACAAAGAUGAAACUGUGGAAGAGGAGGAUUUCACAGACCCCAAUACAGGAGAAAUGAUACCUAAAGAGU
Messenger RNA from Owenia fusiformis, 389 nucleotides. The record is from the annotation of a GenBank genome assembly. Lineage: Eukaryota; Metazoa; Annelida; Polychaeta; Sabellida; Oweniidae.